Molecule: messenger RNA, 1509 nt
Organism: Ordospora colligata OC4
Lineage: Eukaryota; Fungi; Microsporidia; Ordosporidae
Exons: 1
Coding region: 1-1509 (502 amino acids)
Source: RefSeq, a predicted model, not a curated record
AUGGAGAAUGCAGAGGCGUAUGUGAAAAGCAUGCUUGAGAAACAUCGUAUCAAGAUCGAUCUGCGUGCAAAGAUAGAGGAACUGAGUGUAUCCAACAAGAUAAAUGAAUUCAUGCCGCUUGAGACCGUAUAUAAUGUUGUUCUUCUAAAUCUAGCCAAGGAAAGUGAAAUGUACAAGUCAAUUCUUAACGGAACGUAUGUAUUUGAUAUAGAAGUAGAUGUUAGAGAUGAAAGGCGAGUGUAUAAUGCUGAUAAACUGAGAAAGAAAGUUGAAGACAUAUUUGGAGAAAGAGCGAGAUACGUGUAUGUAUGCAUUCUGGACAAGAAAACACACUUUGUCGGGAUCAGGUUGGGCGACAAUGCAUAUACACCAGUUGACUUAUAUGAUGGCCCUGAAGAAGCUAUUCCUUACUUCUUGCUGGCAAACGGUUUGAAGAUGGACUUCAGCGUGAGUGAUUUUCGAUGGAACGAGAUAGUGUUUGAGAAUCCUGUAGCUGAGGAUGAACAUGCGAAGUAUGUUGAGAUCACUGAGCAUGUGAAGAAGAUUAGAAUACCAGUUGCAAUAAUUGACGAGGAGGUGGGGUGUCUUGAAGAAUCUGUCACAAACAUGCACAUAUGCUACCUGCAUUGUGGAUCGCAUGAGAACUGGCCAGAAAGCAGUGAUGCACUGAGAUGUGCAAAAACCGCACUGUACUGCCUGAUAUACAAGAAAAGCAAAUACAGAUGUGCAAUAGGAUACGACUAUGUGCUUCUGAAGUACAGAGGCUCGUUCUUCAAAUUCCACAUUGUUAUCAAGAAAGACAAAAACACAGAGUUUAGAAUUAACAGACGAAUAGCUGAUGCAGUCAAUGAACAGACAUGUGUGUUUAAGAAGAACGUUGUGAGUUUAAAAAGGUUUUUGGAUAGCCAUGGAUACUUUCCUGUGUACUUUGACGAUAGGCUUGUUGAGCUUAUGUGUCUGAUGAUUGGGAAAGAAAUAAUGUCAUUUGGAAGGUUCUUCAAUGAGUUUCUUGCAUAUAAGAUCAAGCUUGAUGGAUGUACAUUUGACUUGGAGACAUUCAAGACUAAGGAGAAUAUGUCAAAAAGGUUUGAGGUUAUAUAUAAGAACGACAUGUUAUCUAUUGGCAUUCCGCCAGAAAAGGUUGUGAAACGACUGAAUGCAUUGAAGAAAAUAAUAGCUUUGAAUAAGCCAAUGCUAUUUGACGAUGAUUUCCGAUUAGUUACAAAGAGUUUGUUAAUGCCAUCUUUCAAUGAUUAUGACUUUGUACUGAGCUUCUUUACAAGACCUGAGUUUUGUGAGAUCAAAGGUGCUGAGAAAACACCAUUUGUGCUUGGAACUCCUGUUAUCAGCGAGUUUCUGCAUGCAAGCCUUAAAAAGAAGGCAUAUCUGUUCUACUCACAACGUCAUUUGGUUCUGAUGGUGAAGGCUAUCGAUGGAGUAGAUCCUUUAGAGUUACUUUGUGUGUUGGUGAUGAAGACUGGAUUCAAGUACUGUCUGAAGAGGUUUUGA